AUGAACUGGACGCGUGAAAUUGAGCAAUACAAACAAGUCGUUGCAUCAUAUAAAUUGAAGAUGAAGCGGAUGGAAAUGAAGAUCAGCGACAUAUCAGAAGAAAAACGUCAAUCAUCGAUGCUAUUCGAUCCUGCCGGAACUCAUUCGGAUGACAAAGAAGUUUGUGAAUACUGGAGAAUGAUUAAUUAUGUGGACCAAAACUUCAAUUUGAUUGGAGGAAUGAUAAAAAUGCAUCAGUACUGUUUGUCUGUGUACAAUAAAAGUGGAUCUGGAUACUUCCGUGAUGGAGCAAACUUCUUCCGAAAUGCGGAUCCAUUGAAUCUUUCCAACGAUAGCAAGAUUCCCAUCCAAAUGGUUUGCAUGAAUCUGUGGACCUGCGAAAAAAUCGAAAUCUGGUAUCGAGAUUUUUACUCGCAUCGUUACUUGGAGCAAGUCGAUGGCAAGGAAAAAUACGAUGAAGAUCAAUAUACAGUUUUUGACCAGUUGUUUGACAAUCUUGGCAGUGACGCGAGCACAUUGAUGGAGCAACAAAUCGAGCUCAUGAGAAAUUACUGUCAAGCGAAGGCUGAGCUUACAAACAUGGUGGAGUUCCAGAGAGGCGUUCGGUUUUGGAGAAUGGUGUCACCAAUUCAUCUGCCACGUAACUAUCAGCUGGCGUUGAUUCUUGCCAAGCGUAAUGGAUGGGUGCAUGAAGAUGUGGAGCGUUGGUUCAGAGUCUUGUACGACGAGUCAUGCUGUGUUGGAGCCCGAGGUCGUGAUGUCUAUCUAAAUUUCGGUCGUUGA
This is a messenger RNA of Caenorhabditis elegans, 783 nucleotides long. RefSeq lists its product as uncharacterized. The coding region runs from base 1 to 783 and encodes 260 amino acids. The transcript has 2 exons. NCBI's taxonomy places the organism in Eukaryota, Metazoa, Nematoda, Chromadorea, Rhabditida, Rhabditidae. The record is from RefSeq and is marked reviewed.